GUCCGACAACAGUUUUUGGUCUCUUUCUCAAUUUUCAUAUACUCGUUUUUUCUUUUAUUUAAAUUCUGGCAUUGCUCCUUUCAAAUCCUUUAUUUUUUGAAAAUGCUGCCACUUUCACUACUCAAUGCCGCCGUCGGCUUUCCAAUUCUUGUAGAGUUGAAGAACGGCGAGACAUAUAACGGACACUUGGAAAAAUGCGACAAUUUUAUGAAUAUCACACUGCGGGAAGUCAUCCAGACAGCCAGCGACGGUGACCGCUUUUGGCGCCUGCUCGAGGCCUACAUCCGUGGAAACACAAUCAAAUAUCUCAGAGUUCCCGACGCAGUGCUUGACAAAGUAAAGGAAGACAUGCUGAAAAACCGGAACAUGGGUAACCGCGGUGGUCGUGGCGGCCGGGGAAGGGGCGGGAACCGCGGCGGGAAUGUCAAUGCUCGUGGACGCGGUCGCGGUGGCAACAGCAACAACAGCAACUACAAUCCACACCGGAGUCAUCACAACAACGAGUAGACAUUUUGAAACUUUUUUUGGUGGAAAAAUAAAAAACAUGCAAAAAGAUAACAUUUAAAACGCUGAUAUUUUUUAUAUUUUGUCAUACACGCAAAAAUCUUGGCCAUAAAAGGUAUAGCAAUUUUCCC
Messenger RNA from Kickxella alabastrina, 635 nucleotides. RefSeq lists its product as uncharacterized. Lineage: Eukaryota; Fungi; Kickxellomycota; Kickxellomycetes; Kickxellales; Kickxellaceae. Gene Ontology annotation, biological process: nuclear-transcribed mRNA catabolic process; mRNA splicing, via spliceosome; spliceosomal snRNP assembly. The coding region runs from base 103 to 507 and encodes 134 amino acids. The transcript is spliced from 5 exons. Gene Ontology annotation, cellular component: spliceosomal tri-snRNP complex; U6 snRNP; P-body. Gene Ontology annotation, molecular function: U6 snRNA binding. The record is from RefSeq and is a predicted model, not a curated record.